Messenger RNA from Vicia villosa (hairy vetch), 1923 nucleotides. RefSeq lists its product as uncharacterized. Gene Ontology annotation, molecular function: zinc ion binding; nucleic acid binding. Lineage: Eukaryota; Viridiplantae; Streptophyta; Magnoliopsida; Fabales; Fabaceae. The transcript is spliced from 4 exons. The coding region runs from base 1 to 1923 and encodes 640 amino acids. The record is from RefSeq and is a predicted model, not a curated record.
AUGGCUGGGAGAAACGAUGUUGCAAUUGCUGCUGCUUUGGAGGUUAUGGCUCAAGCUCUGGAACAUCAACCUAAUGCUGGUGAGGAUGCUGGGUCUCGCAGUUUGGCUACUUUCCAGAGGGAGAACCCUCCGUUCUUCAAAGGCAAGCAUGACCCUGAUGGAGCCUUAGAGUGGUUGAAAGAGAUCGAGAUGAUCUUUCGUGUAAUGGAUUGUACUCAGGCACAGAAAGUCCGCUAUGGGACGCAUAUGCUAGCAGUCGAAGCUGAUGACUGGUGGCUAGCAACACGUCAGAGACUAGAAGCUGCAGGUGAAGAGAUCACUUGGGAUGUGUUCCGAAGGGAAUUUCUGAGAAAGUAUUAUCCUGAGAGCGUCCGUGGUAAGAAGGAAAUUGAGUUCCACGAAUUGAAACAAGGGAACAUGUCAGUGACUGACUAUGCUGCUAAGUUCACUGAAUUGGCCAAAUUUUAUCCGUACUAUGAUGGAGAGGGCGCAGAGUUUUCAAAAUGCGUUAAGUUUGAAAAUGGGUUACGCUCUGAGAUCAAGAAGGCUAUAGGGUAUCAGCAGAUCCGCGUUUUCCCUAACUUGGUAGACAGCUGCAGAAUCUUUGAGGAAGAUAAUGCUGCUCACUAUAAGAUUGUCAGUGAUAGAAGAGGCAGGCAGAAUCAGCAACGUGGCAAGCCUUAUGACACUCCAGCUGGAAAGGGCAAACAGAGAGCUGCUCCGGGCCAGAGAACAAGUGGGGGAGGUGCUCCUGCUCCGAUUGUGUGUUUUAAGUGUGGGAAGGCUGGUCAUAAGAGUACUUACUGCACUGAUGACGUUAAGAAGUGUUUUCGUUGUGGCAAGACUGGUCAUAUGAUGUCUGAAUGUAGACAUAAAGAAGUGGUGUGUUUUAAUUGCGGCGAAGAAGGACAUAUUGGAAGUCAGUUUCAGAAACAAAAGAAGGCACAAGCUGGUGGUAAGGUGUUCGCAUUGGCUGGUACUCAGACAAACACUGAGGACAGACUCAUUAGAGUUGAGGUUCCCGCUAAAGGAUCUGUGACUACAUCUCUUGUUUGUUUGAAGUGUCCGCUGUCGAUCUUCGGCAGGGACUUUGAUGUUGAUUUAGUAUGUUUACCGUUAGCCGGGCUAGACGUAAUUUUGGGAAUGAACUGGUUAGAAUAUAACUAUGCUCAUAUCAAUUGUUAUAACAAGACUGUGAGAUUUUCAACUGCCGAAGAAGAAGAAGCUGGUUUAGUGUCGUCUAAGCAGGUACGACAAUUGCUGAAGGAAGAAGUAGAGAUGUUCUCGUUGAUGGAAACAUUGUCAAUCGAGAAUCAGAACAUCAUCGAUGAGUUACCGGUGGUAAGUGAAUUCCCUGAAGUUUUUCCCGAUGAGAUUCCUGAUGUGCCGCCAGAAAGAGGAAUUGAGUUUACGAUUGAUCUUGUACCUGUUAUGCCAUUUGGUGUUACGAAUGCGCCAGGAGUAUUCAUGGAGUAUAUGAAUCGUAUUUUCCAUGAGUAUUUAGAUCAGUUUGUCAUGGUGUUCAUAGACGACAUUUUGAUAUAUUCUAAAUCAGAGCAAGAGCAUUCCGAUCAUUUGAAGACAAUAUUGCAAGUGUUGAAAGAAAGGAAAUUGUUGAGUUAUCAUCCCGGUAAGGCAAAUGUUGUGGCUGAUGCCUUAAGCCGGAAAACCUUGCACAUGUCGGCUAUGAUGGUUAAAGAAUUAGAACUGAUUGAACAAUUCCGAGAUAUGAGCUUGAUUUGUGAAGUGACCCCGCAAAGUGUUAAGUUGGGAAUGCUCAAAAUUGAUGAUGACUUUCUGAACAGUAUCAGAGAGGCUCAGAAAUUGGAUGUGAAAAUGGUGGACAUUAUAGUUGGUUGUGGCAAAUCCGAGAAGAGUGAUUUUAAGGUGGACGUGCAAGGAGUGUUGAGAUUGCAGGAUUGA